This is a messenger RNA of Phyllostomus hastatus (greater spear-nosed bat), 2281 nucleotides long. It is a transcript of the gene DMAC2L, whose product is annotated as distal membrane arm assembly component 2 like. Lineage: Eukaryota; Metazoa; Chordata; Mammalia; Chiroptera; Phyllostomidae. Bases 773 to 1375 code for a protein of 200 amino acids. The record is from RefSeq and is a predicted model, not a curated record. The transcript has 6 exons.
CUCCUUCCGCCGCCGUGAGUAGAGGACCUAGGCCGGAGCGGGCGGGGCUAGACUGGCUAUCACCUCUGCCCUUUCCCUUCUCCAGUCGCUUGGCUGAGGGAAAACCUGUCCCGCAGUGUUGCGCGUCUUUGACCUUCACCGUUGAGCGGACGCCGGACUGUGGGAGAAAAUCAGGGCAUGAUUACGGCGAAACUUCGUUUUCGCGGGCCAGUUUCUCCCUCCCUUCCGCUCGGCCCCGCCUCGGCUCCUGCCCUGACCGUAGUCCGCUGGAGGCGGAUUGCUGAGCACCCGGCUCCCACCAAGCCCAGUGCCCACUGAAGGAGCGCGCCCCGUCCGGCCUUAACCCUAGCGUCGGACCGAGGCCCUAUGUCACGGCAACUCCUGAUAACCUGCGAUCUUCUAGACUUCUUUUCGUGAGGCUCCUGGCGGUAUCAUUCAUUCGGUUAUUUAUCGGUCCUGUAAUAUCGCAUAGAGGAACCAGACCCCCCUCGGUCUCUGCCUUCAUUCAGCGUUGUUUCCUUAUCUUUAUUACUGGGCCGACGUACAGUUUGAACUUUGUUGUGCCGGCCUGACAACAUCGACUCACCUGUACAGGACUGUACCUUAAAUUGUUUCAAUUAAGCAAUUUCAUAUCAAGAGCUCACCUUACAUUUAUACACCCUGUAGUAUCUUUGGCUAAAGACAUUUGUGUUCAUGACACCACCCUCUCAGCUGAGAAUCCGUGUUCGUCUUCCUCUGUGUCAGAGAACCUGUGAGAUGUUAGUUCAAUUAAAUGAUGCUGUUUGGAAAAAUUUCCUGGCAGUUAUGUGGCUUAAAGAAACUCCCAUGGUCAUGUGACACCAGAUACUUCUGGGGCUGGUUGAAUGCAGUGUUUAAUCAAGUAGAUUAUGAACGCAUCAGGAAUGCUGGGCCCGACAGGGCGGCCUCCGAGUGGCUGCUUCGCUGUGGAGCCAAGGUACGCUACCAUGGCCAGGAGAAGUGGCAAAAAGACUACAACCACCUCCCAACAGGCCCUCUGGACAAAUACAAAAUCCAGGCCAUUGAUGCCACUGACUCUUGUAUCAUGAACAUUGGAUUUGAUUACAUAGAGGGCCUAAAGCAUGUUGAAAAUAUAAGGCUCCGCAAGUGCCAUUAUAUCGAGGAUGACUGUUUGGAGAGAAUUGGCCAGUUUGAAAAUUUACAAAAAAGCUUGUUGGAGAUGGAAAUAAUUUCGUGUGGCGGUAUCACAGACAAAGGCAUCACUGCUUUGCGUCAUUUAAGAAACCUCAAGUAUUUGUUGUUAAGAGAUCUUCCUGGAGUAAAAAAUAAAGAAAACCUUGUCCAAGCCUUUAAGACAACACACCCUUCUCUGGAACUGAAAUUAUAUUUGAAGUAAAAUAACAAUAAUCAACAAUCAGUGCCUUAUUCCAUGCAAAGUAUCAUUGAAAAUUGUUGAUCCUAAACAGCAACACAUAAUUAUAUAAUCAUCAAUGAAACUAUAAAGAUACCAUAUUUAAAAACAAAGUCCAUCAUAUAGAAAAUAAAUAUUCAGAGAAGGCUCACUAAAGUUACUAAACUGAAAAUGAUGUAAACCAGGUAGCAUUUUAAUUCUAAUAUACUCCUCCUUUUAUAUAGAUACCUGUAUAGGUAUCUCUUGAUUGAGAUGCUGACUUGAGUUCUUUCAAGUUACUUAAAUGUACAACACAGAUAUCCUUUAUUGUGUUUUAACAGUAAUUUAUAUUACAUUUUACUUUAAAGUUAGCGAAGCAUGUUACUAUAAUGUACAAUUAUGAAAAAUUGAAAGCUAAAUUUCUGAUUCAUCAAUGAAGGCAAUUAUGCAGUGUAAUCAGUGGUUAUUGAGGCAUUCAUGCUGCUUCCCAGGGCUUGCAUGCUUUUCUCAUGAUCCUGCAUUCCUUUGCUUUUUAUAACAGACACCGUUUCUUUGAAUGAGUGGUUUCUGGCUAGUUUGUCUAUUUGGUAAGUUUAGUCUGGUGUUUUAUUAAAAGUAGACAUAAUACUUGGCUGAAUUCAGAUAGCUCUGCUGACUGCAGUAAAGCAGAGGAAACAAGCUUGAAGACCAGCAGAGUUGUACUUACUUUUUGCUUAAAUUAAAAAAUAGCACUAAACAGAAAAUUUUAACAUGUCAAUUAGAAACUGAUUUUUAUUCCCCCAUAUACAUUGGAUACUAUUUCCUAUGAGCUCAAGGGACAUCAGAAAGGAGUAUACACAAAAUUCAGUUUAUAGCUAGAAAGCAGUGAUAAAGAAUAUCAUUAAAUAAAAACAUUAUUUUUACCUGCUUGAA